AUUUCAUCUUUCGCCUUCUUCAAUUGAUAAACCUAACAUUAACAACUACGGUCGACGAUUACGCAGAAUUGCGAUUUCAAUUUUUCUCCGAUCGAUCGCAUACGAAAAUACAAUCGAUACGCCGUAUAAUUGAAGACUUGAUCAUUACAAAUCUUCAUUCGAUAAGAACGCGAAACGAGUAGUAUCUCUUUUCGAGCUAUCGCGAUAAUCAAUUCUUACCUUCCGACCUACCAAUCUACCUACCUUCAUCAAACAAAAACACCACAAAUCAUCCAAAAUGGCUAACUUCCUAGCCUCCAUCUUCGGCACGGAGCAAGACAAAGUAAACUGCUCCUUCUACUACAAAAUCGGCGCAUGCCGCCACGGCGACCGGUGCAGUAGGAAGCACGUCAAGCCGUCGUACUCACAAACCAUCCUGCUCCCCUCGAUGUACCAAAACCCAGCGCACGACGCGCGGGCGCGGCUCACGCCCGAGCAGUGCGCGAACCAUUUCGACGCCUUCUACGAAGAUCUCUGGUGCGAGUUGUGCAAAUACGGGGAAUUGGAAGAACUCGUCGUCUGCGACAACACGAACGACCACCUAGUCGGAAACGUAUACGCGAGAUUUAAGUACGAGGAUUCCGCACAGGCGGCUUGCGAUGCGUUGAAUUCACGGUGGUAUGCGGGCAGACCGGUGUAUUGCGAACUCAGCCCCGUGACGGAUUUCCGGGAGGCGUGUUGUCGGUUGAAUAGUGGGGAGGGUUGUGUUAGGGGUGGUUUUUGUAAUUUUAUUCAUCGCAAGAAUCCUACGCCGGAAUUGGAACGCGAUUUGACGCUGAGUACGAAGAAGUGGCUUAAGAUGAGAGGGCGCGAUGAGAAGAGUGUUAGUCGGAGCCCGAGUCCGGAGCCUACGCGUAAGCGGUACUAGAUCGCAAUGGGGGGGGAAUGGGAAUAUACGAUGCGUGAUGAUGCAUGGUUGGGACAUACUUUGGGGAAGAAAAUAAGCUUCUUCUGGCGAGCUCGACGCCGGAGCUUGUUUUCCAUUAUGAGAUGUCUGGCAGCCACGAGGACGAGAAAGGGCGAAAAGGGACAGACACGAGGUAGCAGAAGAGGAAAGGACGCAGAAUUGUUGACUGCGUCACCGACCAGCAGAAUACGUGAUACCCUCACAUUUGUUCGCUCUGCCGGUUUUACAUUGCAUUACUAUUAGGAAUUAGGGAAAGGCAGAAAAGGCACGGAGUAAAUGGAUCAAUCAAUAUGCUCUCACAAAAAUUUGCUUCCGAUCUGGGUCAAUAUUGUGGCAUUGUGAUACUAUGAUCUAUCCAUGCAACGUACGAUUACACCAAAAAGGGAUAAGUAUCAAAUCACCCCGUUCCCUCAUAACAAACCAACGAUUAGAGUAGAGUAGAGCGAAACUAGUAAAUCCGUAUUAAAAGUUGGUAUCCCAUUUGCAUUUGCAUUCCAUUCCUAUGUCUAUUUAAUGUCCCCAAUGAUCAUCUUAUCUUGUCUCGUCUUGUCUCUUUCUAUCUAGACACGACAAACAAACAAACCGACAACCCAAUUCUUCAGUCCCAAC
Hypoxylon trugodes is the source of this 1555-nucleotide messenger RNA. RefSeq names its product putative splicing factor U2AF 23 kDa subunit. Gene Ontology annotation, cellular component: spliceosomal complex; U2AF complex. The transcript has a single exon. The record is from RefSeq and is a predicted model, not a curated record. The coding region runs from base 278 to 907 and encodes 209 amino acids. Gene Ontology annotation, molecular function: pre-mRNA 3'-splice site binding; metal ion binding. Lineage: Eukaryota; Fungi; Ascomycota; Sordariomycetes; Xylariales; Hypoxylaceae. Gene Ontology annotation, biological process: mRNA splicing, via spliceosome.